UGAAUUAGACGAAGAUGAAAAAGAUGACAAUAGCAAUCAUUCUAUAAACACUGAAUGUUUGGAUGCUGAUCAAUCAGUUAAUAAUCGCAAUCAAGCGCAAGAUGCCGAUGACAGACAAAUUGAGCAUGGCGAUUUCGAAAGACUUUUCAAUCUCUUGAGGGACAUUCGCACAGAAAUGAGGACUAGUUUUAACAGAAUCCGUCAACAAAUUAGAACUGUUACCAAACCAGACAUCUUGCCAAUGAAGACAAUAAAUAGUGUCGAGGAAUUCAACCAAUGUGAUGAUCAACUAUAUACUGACGUUGUUGACUUUCUUACACACAUCGGAGGCUUUGAUAUACGAACUGCUCUUAAUUUAUGCAUGAAAGAAAUCAUGACAGAUGAACUGUCACUUUCUUAUUCGUGGUGGGGAAAUCAAUUAGAUAGAACGCUAUCAUUUCACUCAACAAAAUUGGUCAAUGCUAUACAAGAUGCCAUGGCUAAUAACGAAUAUUUUGAUCCUCCAACACAAGCUGAAUUUAAAGCGGGAAUGCAAGAGGCUUUGCGCGUUGCAAAGCAAAGAUACAGGAACUCUCAACGAAGAGCAAACCUUCCUGCUGGAGAUCAGAGAAGACGACGAGGUUGACGCGGAAUAAUAAUAUUAAAAAAUUGCCUAAUAUAUAUUAAAUAGAAAAAAUAUUUUAUAUGAUUAUACUUUUAUAUAGU
Ooceraea biroi (clonal raider ant) is the source of this 705-nucleotide messenger RNA. RefSeq lists its product as uncharacterized. NCBI's taxonomy places the organism in Eukaryota, Metazoa, Arthropoda, Insecta, Hymenoptera, Formicidae. The record is from RefSeq and is a predicted model, not a curated record.